Procambarus clarkii (red swamp crayfish) is the source of this 747-nucleotide messenger RNA. Lineage: Eukaryota; Metazoa; Arthropoda; Malacostraca; Decapoda; Cambaridae. The record is from RefSeq and is a predicted model, not a curated record.
GGGAGGUCGUGACCUUGGGCGCUGUCACGACAAUCGGCAGAUUGGAUCUUAAGUGACGAGUCGAGACCAGAAGAGAGGCAAUAUGACUUCGGCCAUACCUGAGGCGCCAAUCAAUGCGAAUAAAGUGAUCGUCGAAGCCUAGUGACAGUCCCGACCAGUGAACGUCGGCAGCAGUUACGACCUGGUGUGUGUGAAUGCACAAGGAGUAGCUGUUGAAGAGGCCAGUGAAGACACAACAGAGGUCACGAUCUGGAGCCGCGGCUGAGGAUGGCGGUGGUGAUGGCGGCGACGGAGCGGACCCUGGCGAGUCGCCUGAUGUGUGUAGAGGAGGUUUACGGCCAGCACCUGCGGCGCCUCACCUCCCUCACCUGCUACCACCACCAGAUACUCUUCGGCGGCGUCGCGCCCAUCCUCCACCAGUCCCAAGAGCUGCUGGCCAGGCUGGAGGAUGCCAUAUCCAGGUGGCACCCCGAGGAGUCGUGCCUAGGCCCCUUGUUCACGGCGGAGGUAUGGGAGCAGUACGAGGUGUACCUGGAUCAGUACCACGACGCUGUCAGGGUGCUGCGGGAGAAGCGCUCCACGGACGACGAGUUUGUGGCCCUGUGUAAGCUGAGGCGAGGCGCGGCCAAGCACUCUCUUCCCAGGCUCCUUCAUCUGCCGGUACACGGUCGUGCACACGGCGACUUUAGCCCAUAUGAAGGUGGUGUGAAGAGUGGUGCCUCACACCUGCCGCUCUCACGAUCUUAG